Molecule: messenger RNA, 5668 nt
Organism: Pseudopipra pipra
Lineage: Eukaryota; Metazoa; Chordata; Aves; Passeriformes; Pipridae
Gene: GATA4
Product: GATA binding protein 4
Exons: 6
Coding region: 337-1572 (411 amino acids)
Biological process (GO): negative regulation of transcription by RNA polymerase II; cell fate commitment; positive regulation of transcription by RNA polymerase II
Cellular component (GO): nucleus
Molecular function (GO): zinc ion binding; RNA polymerase II cis-regulatory region sequence-specific DNA binding; DNA-binding transcription factor activity, RNA polymerase II-specific
Source: RefSeq, a predicted model, not a curated record
CGGGAGGUGAUGGAUGGAGACCGGUGGUAGCAGCUAAAUCCAGGCGGGAGCUAAAUCUCCCCUCCGGAGGGACCUGGACUUCUUGCUUGGGGUCUGGAAGACGCGGCGGGGACCUGCUGAAGGUGGGGAAGGUGGGCGGUGGGGAAAGGGGGGUGGUGGAGGAAAAUCGCAUCGCUGGUGGUGUUUUGGUUUUGGCUGGAAGGCUGUGCCCACGCGAGACCGCUCCGGCCGCUGCUCACCUCGGGGGAAAGUGGAGCCGGGGGUUUUCCGCCCGCUCCCCAUCGCUCUGGAUCGCGGCCGGGGACCCGGCUGGGGUUUGGGGAGGCCCGUCGCGAGAUGUACCAGAGUUUAGCCAUGGCAGCGAACCCCGGCCCUCCGGCGUACGAGGGGGCAGGUGGCUUCAUGCACAGCGCGGCCGCAGCGUCCCCGGUCUAUGUGCCCACCACGAGAGUCACCUCCAUGCUCCCCAGCCUGCCCUACCUCCAGAGCAGCGGCUCUUCCCAGCAAGGCAGCCCCGUCUCCAGCCACUCCAUCUGGACUCAACCCGGAGCCGAAAGCGCCGCUUACAAUCCCGGAUCUUCUCACCCUCCCGUGUCACCUCGGUUCUCCUUCUCCACCAGCACCCCCAUCCCUGCCACCUCUUCCCGGGAAGCGGCGGCGGCUUACAGCGGCUCCUUGAACCUUUCUGCUAACGGGAGGGAGCAGUACAGCAGGGGCUUCGGCAGCUCCUACUCCAGCCCCUACCCGGCCUAUAUGAGCCCCGAAAUGGCCACGACCUGGACUUCCUCGCCCUUCGACAGCCCGAUGCUGCACAACCUGCAGAGCCGAGGGACGCCCGCGGCCGCCCGGCACGCCAACAUCGCAGAAUUCUUUGACGAUUAUUCCGAGGGGCGAGAAUGUGUCAACUGUGGGGCCAUGUCCACCCCGCUCUGGAGGAGGGAUGGCACAGGGCACUACCUCUGCAACGCCUGUGGGCUCUACCACAAGAUGAACGGCAUCAACCGGCCCCUGUUCAAACCCCAGAGGAGGCUGUCGGCGUCUCGCCGCGUCGGCCUCUCCUGUGCCAACUGCCACACGACCACAACCACGCUGUGGCGCAGGAACGCCGAGGGAGAGCCCGUCUGCAACGCCUGUGGACUCUACAUGAAGCUCCAUGGGGUUCCAAGGCCUUUAGCAAUGAGAAAAGAGGGCAUUCAGACGAGGAAGCGCAAGCCGAAGAACCUUAACAAAACAAAGACACCAGCAGGCCCAUCCAGCAGCGAGAGUCUUACCCCGACCACCAGCUCCACCAGCAGCAGCAGCAGCGCCACGACCACCGAGGAAAUGCGGCCCAUAAAAACCGAGCCCGGGCUCUCAUCUCACUACGGGCACCCCAGCCCAGUUUCUCAGGCAUUCUCAGUCUCUGCCAUGUCCGGCCAUGGAUCCUCCAUUCACCCUGUGAUCUCAGCUCUGAAGCUUUCCCCGCAGGGUUACCAGUCAGCCAUCAGCCAGUCUCCCCAAACCAGCUCCAAACAGGACUCCUGGAACAGCCUGGUGUUAGCUGAGAACCACGGGGACAUCAUAACUGCAUAACCUGGGCUCCCACCCACCAACUUCAGGCUGAUCCGCUCAAGAGAUGAAGAAGAUGCCACGUCAAUGCUGUUUCCCACCUCUCCUGCUCUCCUGCCUUCUCUUUCCUUUGUGAGAUGUUCCAGCAAAGAGGUAAAGAGGACUGAUCUGAGGUCCAGGAGAGCUCUAAUGAAGCAGAGACUAAAAUCUCAAAGUAACCACUGGAUACGAAGCAUUUUCCCCCACUUUAAAUGAGCCUCUCUAUUUGAUUGUCACCACCUUCUAUGAAACACACAGAUGGACCCAGUUCUUGAGUUUUAUUUAAAAAGAUCUGGCAUUUGAGACUCUGACAAUGGUGGAGCAGAGACACUUCUUUUCUUCUGUCACCAUCCAUUCUCUCCCUGACCAGAAGAAAAUGCCACUGUCUUCUCAUUACCCAAAUUCUGUGAUCUUCCACCAAAUGGAGCCAGUUCCAGAACAGUUUGCUGAACAGACUUCACUAGAGAUUCUUUAGUGGCUUUAGUGGAUUUGAGAUGAUCUAGGGCAGAGAAAAAAAGAGACACCUCCCCCUCCUCAGCUCACACAUGUAGAGCACUAUCUUUAUUUUCCUAGAUGGUCUGGAAAGCUGAUGAAUGUCUGUAUUUAAUAGUAACUCCUUUCCUAUUUAUCAUUAUGAAAUCAUGGGACUGUGUUUCCAAGAGGUUGUUGGCUCAGCCUGGAGAAGGUCUGUCCAAAGUCAAAGCAGGAUUUUGGAAGAAGGAACCUGCUGGAAGCAGGUAGAGGAGAUCCACGUUGGUAAUCAAAUCCUGGAGGAAAUGGCUGGGCUCUUCCCUUAUGGAUAGUAACAAGCCAGGCUUAGAGAUGAUUCAAGUGCACAGCAAGUGAAAGAUGCUCUUCUAACGCUGCUGUGCCACUGCUUUUGAGACAGAUAAUUUAAUUAUUUUGCCUACUUUUAUGUUGUUUGGAUGUCAUUGAUGAAAUCUGACUGUCACUUCUUUUUGGCUGUACUGUGAGUGCCCACUUCCUCCCCUAACAGCUGGCUCGUGACCAUUUCCCACAUCUAAUCCUUUAGGAUUUCACCUCUGGCAACAAGCAAAGGCUCCAGCCUCUAAUGGAGGUGGCAGGGGCCGUUUUCUUUACCAAACAUGUACACAGACUUGCUUGCCUGCAAGAGAAGUGUAACUCCAUUCCUGCAUGAGUACUAAACAAGACUUGUCUAUUUUCUUGCCCAUAUGGCUCUCAAGAACCAGGGAAUUGUAGCAAAUGGAGUUGGAAGAGGUGCUGAGAGCUCACUGACUCAUUCCCUUUUCCCAAAGGGAUCAAUUCUGCCUAACCCAGCCCUGCCUACUCUGUCUUUAGCAUGUGCUUAACAAACUCCAGCAUUGCAGAUGCCACAGCUCCCCUGUGCAGUCCAAGUUCUUCACCAGAUGCUUGCCAUGGUGUUUUCAUCAAUAUUUCCAAGGCGAGACAGCUUUGCCUGUCUAGGCAGAGAAUUUUUGGGAGAAUUUAUCCUACAAGAUUCUCCACCCUUGUUUCUGUCCACUCCCAAACUCUGUUCCCCUUCCUGUCUUCCCAGCUCCUCUCUUUUCCUCCCUGCAUCCAUAACUCGAGUAUGGAACUACCAAGUGAAAAUUUCUAAGAGGGACUGUGCAUCCCUCCCAAAUGUGCCAUCCUCUGUCUCCUGCUGUUCAACAUUCCCACAGGGAGUGUUUCCACCCAAACACCAGGCUUGGUGAAGAGGAAAGCCACGUGCAGGUUUGAAGCAAAAGAAGGGCAUUGUGUUGUCUUUGUCUGAACUCACCAUUUUCCUCCUUAGCCUCUCUAAGGAGAAGGAUUCAAUUGGAUUGGUCAUGAGAAAGACUAGGACUGGCACAGCAGAGACCUGGACCCUUCCACAUUCCCUCUGCUCUCCGUAACUCAGAUUGGCAGGGAUUUGGAGGGGUGACAGAGCCUCUGCAAUCCCUAGAGAAAAACACCAUGGCAAUGGUGCCAUGGGAACGGCUGCAUGAUGUUUGCACCAGAGUUUCCACCCUGCCUUGCUGGGCUAAUGUAGUGUUUAGCCUCAUUAGUGCUAAUUACAGAUGAGGAAAAGACAUUUGUGAAACAUGAAUAAAAAUAAAUGAGAUUCUGUGAUUCUGCUCAGGCCUGGCAGGCUGCAGAGAGGAGGAGAAAUAGCACAUAAAAAUAUGAAUUUGGGGUGAAAACACAAAGGUGUUUCUCCGUUGGCGUGAAGAUUUUUAACCAGCCUCCUCCUUGAACUAAAUUCCUUUGUAAAUGACACUUGAGCUCUCUUGGGAUCUGCCUGUGAAUCCCUGGCCAUAACAGAGCACCACAACAUGCAUGAACCACUUGGCUUAUGCACAUAUUGGAGAUACCCAGAACUACCCUGGGUAACCUGAGAGGAAGGGGAGCAAGCGGCCUCUUGGAGAGGAGAAGUUCAGAUCAACCCCCUCCCCCAUUUCUCUUUCCAUACUGAUGCUCCCAUUGGUUCUGCCCACCCUGCCUUAUUGCUGUGCUCCUCCUCCUCCCCUCAAAGCCAAAAAUCCCUGGUGGAAUUUUUCUUCUGUCCUUAAAACACUCCAAGAUGUCAUAAAGGACUCUGCUUGCAAUGCCAGGGGGGAGAAUCCCUGCAGAACAUAAGUGUGGUUAUGCUCCCUCAGGUUAUCUAAAUGACCACAGCAGAGAUUUAUUAAAUGGUUUUUACCCUUUCUCAAAGCCUUAAAAAUAAUUCUUGAAACAGAGUGAGAAGCAUUCACAAGACCCUAAUGGCAGAACAAGAUGUCUGCUUUCAAAAGGUGAAGCUCUGGGGGCUGUGAGAACAACUUUAGGCUUAGAGGACAACUACUUAGAGGUCGAAUUCAGCUCUUUUGUCCCCCUAUUUGCACCAGAAGCAGUAGAAGUUUGGCUACACCUGGUUCUGCAGUUCUUUUCAAUCACCCAAAACUGUUGCAAAGCAACACACAUGGUGCAAAUGUUUUUCCAAAUAAAUGUUAGAUUAUAAUAAGAGGCAUAAUCAUUGGUAAAUUAAUUGCUCAGACUUGGGGAGUCCCAAGCCCAGGAAUCACACAAAGCCCCUACUCAAAGGUGGGAGCUGGGAAGGCCAAUGCAGGAGGACAAACUCUGGAAGUGACAGAUGAAGGGAUACUCAGAAGACAAGAGGAUAAAAGUGCCACCAACUUUCAGGACACUCAGCUCCUUCUAGCAGGAGGGGUAACUCACAAAAUUCCAGGUUCCACCUGAGCUCUGCUUUCGUGCCCAUGAUGGGGGGAGCAUUUCGAGCCUGCUUUGGUAAUUAAACUAGACACAAUUCUUAGAGACCCAGACAGGGUAAUUAUUGCUAUUAUUAUUGCUAUUAUUGCUGGAGAACCUUGUGAGGACCAUUCCAGGCCAGGUCCUCCACAAAUGCAGGACUGAGAACUAUCCCUGCUCUGAGGAGCGAGAGGGAAAGAGCCCACUCCUGCAAAACACUUCAGCACGAAUAUAAAUGCAUUUGUGGGACUCGUUCCCACAGAGAUCAUCACUAAUCAUGAAAAUGUUAGUGCUGAAAGGUUUUGCAGCACAAGGUUUGGUUGUGUCAAACCAGACCUUGGCGAUGGCUCAGCGGCCACCAAAGUGAGAUGAGCAGCUGAAAAGCAGGAUGGGGAGACAGGGCGGUAAAAAGGUCACUUAACCAUUUCCAAAUGUCUUUGCUCUUUGUGGAAGUGCAAUAUCUUGAUUCACUUCAGCUAUUCUUUGUAAACUGAUCAGAAGAGAUCCUUGGAUCACUUGCAAUCUUAUGGGCUUAGAUGGAGAGGGUGCAAUCAGGAGGAGCUCAGGAAUAUUGCAAGGGAGCUUUAAAACCAAUCACCAACUCAAUGCAACAUUGAAGCUGUGACUAUGUUUUGUUUUGCCUUUUUUUUCUCCCCAUGUAUAAAGUUUGAAGCUUCCCAUGUCAUCUGGGAAAGUCUCAUGGAAACAGACAUUUCUUUGUAAGGGGGAGAGGGAAACCAACCAACUGAACAAGCUGUAAUUAUUUAAAGAUGUAAAAAAAUAUCUAUUAUGAAGUAGUAUGGCUACCAAUCCACGUAACUUCUACACCUUUAGAACUAAUGGAAAUAAAACAAUGAUAAUAAAAUCAGAA